Epinephelus fuscoguttatus (brown-marbled grouper) is the source of this 887-nucleotide messenger RNA. RefSeq names its product FCF1 rRNA-processing protein (gene fcf1). The coding region runs from base 87 to 680 and encodes 197 amino acids. The record is from RefSeq and is a predicted model, not a curated record. The transcript is spliced from 8 exons. Gene Ontology annotation, cellular component: small-subunit processome; nucleolus. NCBI's taxonomy places the organism in Eukaryota, Metazoa, Chordata, Actinopteri, Perciformes, Serranidae.
ACGUCACCAGCAAUCGCGUCCAUACACGAGGGGAAGGGGAGCGAAUUUUGCGCAGCUAAUCAGCUCUGUGGUCUCAAAUUUAAACCAUGGGGAAGCAGAAAACAAGGAAGUUUGCUGCAAUGAAGAGAAUGAUCAAUCUGAAAGACAACAGACUAAAAGAGAAAGACCGUGCCAAAGCAAAAGAGAAAAAGAAGAAAGAUCCCUCAGCGCUUAAGGAGAGAGAAGUGACAAAGUACCCAUCAUGCCUGUUCUUCCAGUACAACACUCAGCUGGGUCCACCAUACCACAUUCUUGUCGACACCAAUUUCAUCAACUUCUCCAUCAAGGCCAAACUAGACAUUGUUCAGUCUAUGAUGGAUUGUCUGUACGCAAAAUGCAUCCCGUGUAUCACAGACUGUGUGAUGGCUGAGAUAGAAAAGCUUGGAAUGAAGUACAGAGUCGCACUCAGGAUAGCCAAGGACCCAAGGUUUGAUCGCCUGCCUUGCACACACAAGGGAACAUAUGCCGAUGACUGUUUGGUCCAAAGGGUGACACAGCACAAGUGUUACAUCGUGGCCACAGUGGACAGAGAUCUUAAGAGAAGAAUCAGGAAGAUCCCCGGAGUACCCAUCAUGUACAUCUCAAACCACAGGUACAAUAUUGAACGGAUGCCUGACGACUAUGGUGCUCCAAGGUUUUAAUAUAUCUACAGCUGAGCUGGACCUGUAAAUACACAAAGUUUCCUGUUUAAUAUUAUUUUCCUUUUAUGCAUAUAAAAAAACAUUGUGAGAUUUUGUAGUUUGGUUUGGUGAGGGUGGGUGUGUUGAUUUAACUGCAAAUUACUUUAAGUUUUGUUGUUCUUAUAAAAGAAAUUUGUUACAAGAAUAAAUGAGUUGUUGCAAUGCUAA